This is a messenger RNA of Xenopus tropicalis (tropical clawed frog), 917 nucleotides long. Its product is annotated as actin-binding Rho-activating protein-like. The coding region runs from base 59 to 775 and encodes 238 amino acids. Lineage: Eukaryota; Metazoa; Chordata; Amphibia; Anura; Pipidae. Gene Ontology annotation, biological process: positive regulation of Rho protein signal transduction. The transcript has 2 exons. Gene Ontology annotation, cellular component: cytoskeleton; sarcomere. The record is from RefSeq and is a predicted model, not a curated record. Gene Ontology annotation, molecular function: actin binding.
CGGCUCCGCACGUGGCAGGGAUUCCCACGUGUGAGUGUAAGUAUAGAGCCACGAGCAGAUGCCUCUCAUUCCUGCGGGAUCACGAGCAGCCACGGGGGCUCAGGCAGGAAGGGUCCUAGUGAGCACUAGUGCCUCAGCCUCACUCACACUCACUGCUUCCCUCACACCAUUGGCCUCUGUCCCACUCAUUGAUAUGGAGCAAGAAAGAACCCCCAGAGCCUGCAAUCCAGCCCUUGGCCUCAGUGGGGGUAAUAAGGAAACUCUUAUAAAAGUCACAAACGUGGCCCCCCCGGAUCCAACCAGCGAGGCUGAAAAUCGGAGAAAGGAACUUCUGUCCAAGAUACAGAUCGUGACCAUGUCGGACCUGAGGAGACAGUGGCAGAGCCGCUCGGAGGGGCACAUAGAGAGACAGCGGCUGAACCCAUUCAGCGAGGGGUUCGAUCACACUCACGCCAUGGCGGUGCGGCUGCGGAAGGGGGACCGCGGCUACGGGAGACCAGAGGAAGGGAGCAGGACGGAGGAGAGGGGCAGGAGGGCCCUACGGCACAUCCAUAAGGAGAUGGAGGAGAUGUGCCUCGUUAUAGAGCAGAUGGGGGUGAAGGGGAGGGACGGGAGGGUGCGGGUGACAUUUGGGAGACUGUUCCAGAGGUACGAGCGCAUCUCGGAUAAAGUGGUGGGGAUCCUGCUGAGAGCCAGGAAGCACAAAAUGCUGGAAUUUGAGGGGGAGAUGCUGUGGCAGGGGGUGCAUGACCAUGUCAUUAUCACUCUGGCCUAGUGGGGGCACUAUAUAUCUAUAUUAUACACAAAUACAACAAUAAAUACUAACGAGAAAGGGACGUUUCAGAACAAACUUCAUGUUGGUCUGAAAAAUGUGAAGUCACUGAAUGAAAUCUGAUUGGCUGUUGUUGGCUCCACCC